CUCCCCAACCCCAUCGCUGGUCCGGUGUUGUUUCGCAGCGGUUUUUUUUUUAAUAGUUCCCAAUUUCAUAUUAAUAUCGACUAGUCAAAUACGCAACAUUUCAAGCUGUAUAUCCUUAAAACAGUGCGAAAUGAAUCUAUCUAGCAAUGUAGGCUUCCUGUUUCGAAACGCUUAUAAAAGUUGGCAAAACCUAUCAGUAAUUCGUAACAUUCACUUAUCACGCUAUAGGCUACAUGGCGAAUACGAGUGGCAGGAUCCCAAAAGUGAAGAUGAAGUCGUAAACAUUACCUAUAUUGACAAAGAUGGCAAACGAUUUCCGGUACGAGGGAAAAUCGGCGACAACGUGUUGUAUUUGGCGCACCGAUACGGUGUGGAGAUGGAGGGAGCCUGUGAGGCAUCGCUUGCGUGCACAACCUGCCACGUGUAUGUGAUAGGAGACCACCUGGAUCGAUUACCGGCCUCCGAAGAGAAAGAGGACGACCUACUGGAUAUGGCACCGUUUUUGAAGGAAAAUUCACGCCUAGGGUGCCAGAUCAAACUAACUAAAGAAUUGGAAGGGCUGGAGCUACAGCUACCCCUAGCUACGCGGAACUUCUACGUAGACGGCCAUAAGCCGAAACCACACUAGCAAUGUGGUGCACAGCACAUGUUUGAAAUUGUGUUUAGAACUGUUACAUUUGUACCCACUUAGAUGAUAAAUAAAAUAGGGAAAUCGUAGUUUAA
Molecule: messenger RNA, 723 nt
Organism: Uranotaenia lowii
Lineage: Eukaryota; Metazoa; Arthropoda; Insecta; Diptera; Culicidae
Gene: Fdx1
Product: adrenodoxin-like protein 1, mitochondrial
Exons: 3
Coding region: 131-628 (165 amino acids)
Biological process (GO): P450-containing electron transport chain; positive regulation of oxidoreductase activity
Cellular component (GO): mitochondrion
Molecular function (GO): 2 iron, 2 sulfur cluster binding
Source: RefSeq, a predicted model, not a curated record